Scatophagus argus is the source of this 1468-nucleotide messenger RNA. RefSeq names its product centrin, EF-hand protein, 2 (gene cetn2). Gene Ontology annotation, molecular function: calcium ion binding. The transcript is spliced from 6 exons. The coding region runs from base 233 to 757 and encodes 174 amino acids. Lineage: Eukaryota; Metazoa; Chordata; Actinopteri; Scatophagidae. The record is from RefSeq and is a predicted model, not a curated record. Gene Ontology annotation, biological process: centriole replication; nucleotide-excision repair; mitotic cell cycle. Gene Ontology annotation, cellular component: centriole; centrosome.
CUCAUCGUUUAGUUCCUCGGUGCCCACAGGAUAUAAAACAAUUGGCUGCACAAAAAGUGAGCAAAACAAACGUACGGGCUCCAUGACAGCAGCGGAUGAGCAGCAAAACCUGGGCAUGCCGUUAGCUAGUUAACAUUCAUUUUGUGCACAUUUAAGGGAGGCUUUAUACCUCACAGGAAAACAUUGAUCUGCAUUUCCUUUUUGUCAAUCAAAUAAACCCCUACAGCAACUGAUGGCAACCACUGCCAAGAGACCGUCCCUGCAGGGUCCUGUGCCACCUCCUCGCAAGAAGACAACCCCCAAACCAGAGCUGACCGAGGAGCAGAAGCAAGAGAUCAGGGAGGCCUUUGAGCUGUUUGACACAGAUGGGUCUGGAUACAUUGAUGUUAAAGAGCUCAAGGUUGCGAUGCGAGCACUGGGCUUUGAACCGAAGAAGGAGGAGAUCAAGAAGAUGAUUGGUGAAGUGGACAAGGAUGGCACAGGAAAAAUCUCCUUCGCUGACUUCCUGGUGGUCAUGACACAGAAAAUGGCUGAGAAGGACUCCAAAGAGGAGAUCCUGAAGGCUUUCCGUCUGUUCGAUGAUGAUGAGACGGGCAAAAUCUCAUUCAAGAACCUGAAGAGAGUAGCCAAAGAGCUGGGAGAGAACCUCACAGACGAAGAGCUGCAGGAGAUGAUAGAUGAAGCAGACAGGGACGGAGACGGAGAAGUGAACCAGCAGGAGUUUCUGCGUAUAAUGAAGAAAACCUGUCUGUACUGAAGGACGUGCAUGACGUCGUGGUUGGUGAUGCCGACGGGACCAGCGCUGGUAUUAAAUGUAAUGCUGCUCACGUGUCUACUUCUAUCUCAAAAAUUCUCAGAAUCCUAAUUGUUGUUUCGUGCCAUAUAUUUUCACUGAAGAUGAGGUUUUAAUUGUUGCAUAUAUCCUUGACAGGAAAUAGUUUUAACACUGCACAAAGUCUGGUCAACAUUUGCCAAAAACAGAAAAUGCUCUUGCUUGGAAUGCUGCAUACUUUUAUGAAAAAUACACUGAUAAUAUCGGUGAUACAUAACUUAUUCUCAGUGCCUACGUCGACAUGGUGACAAACACAGUACAUUCCAGUGCUUUGAUUUAUAAUACAGUCGGUGUAUGCGUAAAGCCUCAUUCGUGUUUAGAUUGUUGGGUUUAUACUGGUAACUCCAGUGUUUCCUGUCUUGGCUCUUGUACGCUGGUUGGAGUGCUGUCUCACCUCAGUGCAACCUGUGGAUUUGUGCCUGUGCCUCAGGGAAGCUGCCCAACCUCUCUGACCUGCACAUCUUCCCAUCCUCUUUAAAAUAUGAUUGAUGGCUUUUGUUUUGUUUGUUUUUUUUGUAGCAGUGAGUGUUUAUCCCUCUAUAUUCUUGAAUGUUUUGUAUAAUACACAGUGAUGGUAAUGAGUAGAUAUACAGUAUAUAAGUGUUUAAGGUACAAAUUAAAUAUAUCGAAGCAGUU